Debaryomyces tyrocola is the source of this 1518-nucleotide messenger RNA. The record is from the annotation of a GenBank genome assembly. Lineage: Eukaryota; Fungi; Ascomycota; Pichiomycetes; Serinales; Debaryomycetaceae.
AUGGUUAAUUUUUUUGGGCCUCCGAAGACGCAGAGUUACUAUAAUCCACAUUCGCAGAUACGGUCACAUCCCGUUUUACGACACGGUAAGGAUAAAGAAUUAGAAAAAGAAGAAGAACAUGAAAAGAGCGAUGGAAAUACAGAAUCAGAUUCGAAGGAACAAAAAGACGAAUCGCCAGAUGUACAUAAGAAGAAAGGACAUGGACAUAAAAAAGGAAAGGAUGCGCCAGAAACAGAAACAGAAGUUAAUACUAGACUAAAUGCGUUACUUUAUCAUACAAGCAAUGAGACAGUGGAUCUAUAUAAACUGGAGAAUAAUUCUUCUGAUUUAUUGGGAAGAUUGUAUUACGAUGAUUACGAUUCAGACGCAUUGAGUUCUCCAGAUCCUUCGAGUCCGUUGGUAUCACCAAGUGGGAGCUACACGCAUACAUCAGAUUACUUCAAUUCUAGGCUAGGUCAUAAUUCGGCGACAUCACCAAGUAUUGGGUCUACGCUAGCAUCUCUGUCACCUUCACCGAGCAUUGGAGCAACGCUUAUGGGUUCACAGUCGUCGUCAGCAUUGGGCUCAUUAGCGACCCCUGGAUCUAGGGUUAGACCAGAGAUGAAAAGAAUUAAGUCAUUUGAAAGAGGAAUCUCCUUCGAUACUUCUACGGAUAAUCAUAGAAAAUCGCUAACCUUUAAGGUUAAACAUCCACAUUUCAGAUUUAGAAGAAAUAACAAGACAUUUUUGGCGGGGUUUAACAAUGGCUUAGAAUCUUUAAAGGCAAUUGAGUGGUUAUUUGAUGAGAUGAUUGUUCAUGGCGAUACGGUAAUCAUUUUGCAAGUUCUUGAUGAGAAGCAACAUGAAUCCAUUGAUAAACGACAAGCAAAUAAGGCACUUAACAAAAUUGAACUUUUAAAUACGCAUUUCAAGAAAGUAUCGUUAGUAUUUGAAGUAGUUAUCGGUAAACCACAGAAGUUACUUAAAAAGGCUAUAGAUGAGUACAGUCCGGCAAUGAUGAUUAUAGGAACCCGACACUAUGGGGAUAAGGCUAAUUCUGGCCACUCCAAACUUUUCUCAUCCAAGUCUUCGAUGUCUAAGCACUUUUUAGAAUGUGCAUUAGUGCCAGUAAUUAUAGUUAAACCAACAUACAAUUACGUCGAAUUGCUUCAACAACCUAUAGAGUCCGAACUGUACUUCCAAGAUUGGCUUAGUGAGAUUGAUAUAAGCGGGACCUAUACAAAAGACAAGCACAAACGUAAAACAAAAUUAAACUUUGUCACUUCGUUAAGUCCGUCAUCCUCGCGAUCUAGUUCCUAUACUGAUAUGUCUUCAUUAUCUCAAGCUGAUAGAGGCAGAACCACGACAUCUACAAAGGAAAACCAGCCCUUUAAAAAGGAUGUAGAAGAUAGAGGAAGACCGCUGAUUCCUUCUGACAAAGAAGGGUUACCCAAGUUCCUAUUGAGCGAAUCAAGAUCCAGAUCUAGAUCCAGAUCCAAAUCAAGAGACUUCUCGAGGAUAUUCGGACGUCAUCAUUAA